This is a messenger RNA of Entrophospora sp. SA101, 144 nucleotides long. The record is from the annotation of a GenBank genome assembly. Lineage: Eukaryota; Fungi; Glomeromycota; Glomeromycetes; Entrophosporales; Entrophosporaceae.
AUGAAACUUUCCACUGGAAGAUUAAUUAAUACUUUUAAAGGACAUGAAUAUCAUGUUUGUACAUUACAAAACGUUGAGAAUAUAUUGGUUUCUGGAUCUGCUGACAAGAAAAUUUGUAUAUGGGAUCCCUCAAAUGGCAAGUGA